Messenger RNA from Neltuma alba, 756 nucleotides. Its product is annotated as glutamic acid-rich protein-like. The transcript has 3 exons. The coding region runs from base 1 to 756 and encodes 251 amino acids. Lineage: Eukaryota; Viridiplantae; Streptophyta; Magnoliopsida; Fabales; Fabaceae. The record is from RefSeq and is a predicted model, not a curated record.
AUGGGAACUCUUCUUUGUCCCACAGGAAGUGCAAGUGUGAGUGAGAAGGUGCUAAAGAUAAUGGCUUGCAUAGAAAAUAAGUGGCAAAAUUUUGACUGGGCUUCGUUUGUGCUUGACGAACUCAGUAAAGAAAUUAAACGGUACAAUAAGAGUAGUAAGGAAGGACAGACCCAGGGUGCCAAAGUUGUUGAAGGCUAUACUUCCUGCAAAGAUUCCCUUUGUAGGGAGGUGAACCGAAAGACAAAGACGCCGCAUUGGGAUGAUAAGGCCAUGAAGAGUAGAAUUGAUGCAGAAAAGGAGAGUCGACAUGGCAUUUUCUACAAUCCACCCUCUACUAAAGUGAAUGAGUCAACACAACUGGGAAACAAUAAAAGUUUCCACCAUCCGGAGUUUUGGGUCAAUUUCAACAACACAUUGAAGAAUGAAAUGGCCAAGAUUCAAAACUUUGUUUGUGAUGAAUUGGUUAAGUUGGAAAACAAAAUUCUUAACUGGGGAAGCAAUGAAGAAGUCAAUUAUGAGCAGUCAGAUGAAAAUAAGAAAGAUGAGCAUGAAGAAGGAAAAGAACACUACACUGAGGAGGAUGAAGAUGAGCAGUCACAACAUGAUGAAGUUAUGAUUGUAGAAGGGGAAGAAAAACAUCAAAGUGGUGAGAAAUCACAUGAUGAUGAACAACAAGAAGAAGAAGAGGAAGAUGAAGACAAGAAUGACAAUGUGAGAGAAAAUAAAGCUACAAAAAAGGAUACUAAAGGUGAAUAG